AUGUUCGAGGAACUUUUGCUCCGCGUCGGGCGCGACGACGCGCCACAAAAAGAUAUACGAAGCUGGAUACGCUUCCUAUGGACGACGAUAGCCAACAUGGCAACCAUCGCCGUGGAAUACAGUCCUCUGGAGGACACUAAAGAAUUAGCCGGGACAGCAUAUGUUACUUACUGUUCCGGCUGCAGCAAUAGCAAAUGCCUGCUACGGCAGAGGAAAUAG
Messenger RNA from Paraglomus brasilianum, 219 nucleotides. Lineage: Eukaryota; Fungi; Glomeromycota; Glomeromycetes; Paraglomerales; Paraglomeraceae. The record is from the annotation of a GenBank genome assembly.